AUGAUCCAUGGUCCUUAUGGAGCUCAAAAUGUCAACUGCCCUUGCAUGGUGGAUAACAAAUGUUCUAAAAACUUUCCAAAGAAUUUCUCUAAACAUACUUCAAUUGAUAAGGAUGGUUUUCCUAUAUAUAGGAGAAAAACCGAUGGAUCUUUUGCCGAAAAAUCUGAUGUCCAGUUAGAUAAUAGAAAUGUUGUCCCAUAUAACAAAUAUCUUCUGGAAAGGUACCAAGCACACAUAAAUGUUGAAUGGUGCAAUCAUUGUUUUUCCAUCAGGUAUUUAUUCAAAUAUAUUAACAAAGGUCCUGAUAGAGCUAUUGUUGUUGUUGUACAAAACAACAAUGAGUGUGAUAACAAUGAUGCAGUGGAUGAGAUAAAAGAAUAUUAUGAUUGUAGAUAUCUAUUUGCAUGUGUAGCAUCUUGGCGAAUUUAUGGAUAUGAUGUUCAUUACAUGUCUCCUUCGGUGAUGAGGCUUCCUUUUCAUCUUCCCGAUCAACAACAACUUGUAUACAGUGCAGAUGAUGACAUCGACGAUGUUCUUAAGAAUCCUUCAGUUGCUUCUUCUAUGUUCACAUCUUCGAUGGAGUGUAAUCAAGUUUACAAACAAGCAACAGAUCUUACUUAUGUUGAAUUUCCAACAAAGUUUGUUUUUAAAUGUAAUUUGAAUACUUGGAAGCCAAGGGAGGGUGGAUAUUCGAUUGGCAGAAUUCAUUAA
Messenger RNA from Lactuca virosa, 711 nucleotides. NCBI's taxonomy places the organism in Eukaryota, Viridiplantae, Streptophyta, Magnoliopsida, Asterales, Asteraceae. The record is from the annotation of a GenBank genome assembly.